GAUGCAGCAUAUUCCAUUAAACGGUUUCCAAUUGGAACAAACAUCCUUUCAAAUGAAAUUAACAGCGUUGUCCCAAUCGGCUCAAAGUUCUAAGGAGGAAGUUCUAAAGACAACUGAAAAGAAGGUAGAAAUCUCAGAAGAUGUAUUGAAAAUGUGCCUAUACGGAAAGAUACCAACAGAUAGAAAUAUAACAAAUCAUUUAGUAAGGCUUAUUGCCCACACGCCGACGCCCCCGGCUAUAAGACUACUACCAUCGGGAGCCUAUCACGGGAGAUUAGGAGCCUUUUCGACCGAAGUUAUCCAUUUUAUGGCAGAUAUUGGUCCUUUUCCUGGCUACAAAAGGGAAUUAAACGACGCCUCAUCUGACGGACGCUUUUUAUGGGAGAUUUUUGGCGGUGAUGGCUCAUUAAGUCACUACUUGGACGGUUCAUCGGCUCCGCUUAAUAUGGUUUGGUUAACCAUGAUUCAAUGCGCUCGAUACGAUGGAGAGCAGAACUUGGAAAUUUAUCAAAAAGAGAAUCAAUUAUACUUUAGGGCUAUAAGAACAAUAAAACCGGAUGAAGAACUAUUAGCUUGGUAUGGGAAUUCUUAUUCUACUUUUUUGGGUUUACCGUCUGCAGUUCAAAAUAAAAUAUCAAUUAAUUCAUUACCUGGUUGCCUUAUACAAUCGCCUAAUAAAUUACGAUGCGUAGUUUGUAGACGAGGAUUUAAUUCAAGAAGUAAUCUACGUUCGCAUAUGCGAAUUCAUACAUUAGAAAAACCGUUUGUUUGUCAAUUUUGUCAAAGGAGUUUUAGUCAAAGUUCAACGUUAAGGAAUCACGUUCGAUUACAUACAGGAGAAAAGCCAUACAAAUGUUGCGAAUGCCCGAAUGCCUAUUCUCAAUUAGCCGGACUAAGAGCUCAUCAAAAGAGUGCUGGACACCAAAAGCCCAUAAAUGUUACACUUCCAGAAUAG
Molecule: messenger RNA, 955 nt
Organism: Dimorphilus gyrociliatus
Lineage: Eukaryota; Metazoa; Annelida; Polychaeta; Dinophilidae
Source: the annotation of a GenBank genome assembly